Molecule: messenger RNA, 960 nt
Organism: Artibeus jamaicensis (Jamaican fruit-eating bat)
Lineage: Eukaryota; Metazoa; Chordata; Mammalia; Chiroptera; Phyllostomidae
Product: olfactory receptor 52B4-like
Exons: 1
Coding region: 1-960 (319 amino acids)
Biological process (GO): G protein-coupled receptor signaling pathway
Cellular component (GO): membrane
Molecular function (GO): olfactory receptor activity; G protein-coupled receptor activity
Source: RefSeq, a predicted model, not a curated record
AUGUCUCUGGCGAUCUCUCCACACCUAAUUACCUUAAACCACAGCGGUGUUAGCCACAUGGUCUUCCACUUACUGGGCAUCCCUGGCCUAGAGAACCAGCGCAUGUGGAUUUCCAUCCCCUUCUUCAUUUCCUAUGUCAUCGCACUGCUUGGGAAUAGUCUACUCAUCUUCAUUAUCAUCACAAAUAGCAGCCUCCAUGAACCCAUGUACCUUUUCCUUUGCAUGCUGGCUGGAGCAGAUGUUGUCCUCUCCACAUGCACAGUUCCCCAGGCCUUGGCCAUCUUCUGGUUCCAUGCUGGGGAGAUCUCCCUGGAUCGCUGCAUCACUCAGUUCUUCAUUAUCCACUGCACUUUUAUCUCUGAGUCAGGGAUCUUGCUGGUGAUGGCAUUUGACCGCUACAUUGCCAUAUGUUACCCGCUAAGAUACACCACCGUUCUUACACAUGCACUGAUUGGGAAAAUUGGUGUUACCAUCUUGAGAAGUUACUGUACAAUUUUUCCCAUAAUAUUUCUUCUGAAAAGGUUGACUUUCUGCCAAAAUAAUGUUAUUCCACAUACCUUUUGUGAACAUAUUGGCUUGGCCAAGUAUGCUUGUAAUGACAUUCGAGUGAACAUCUGGUACGGACUUUUUGUAGUAAUGUCAACAGUGGUUUUAGAUGCUCUGUUAAUUUUUGUUUCUUAUGUGCUGAUUCUUCAUGCUGUGUUCCACAUGCCUUCCCAAGAUGCUCGUCAGAAAGCUCUCAGCACAUGUGGCUCCCACGUUUGCAUCAUCAUCCUCUUUUAUGGGCCUGCCAUCUUCACAACUGUUACUCAGCCGUUUGGACGUCACAUUCCUCCUCAUAUCCACAUCUUGUUGGCUAAUGUCUGCAUUCUGGUUCCACCUAUGCUGAAUCCCACCAUUUAUGGGAUCAAGACCAAGCAAAUUCAAGAGCAGGCAGUUCACAUGUUUUUUCCAAAGUAG